UUUUACCUUCCUUUCAGAUUCGUGUUUGGUGUUCUCAAUUUGCUCCGUGAUUCCUUCUCUUUCUCUUAACUUCCAAAAAAAAAGAGAAAAUUUUUUUAAAAAAAUCCAAACUCUCUCGUCUCUGAAAGAAAAAGAGAAAUGAAGAGCAAUCCUAAUACAAAGUUAAUUCUCCUCCACCCUUCUAUCCACAAAUCCUCCACUUCUUCUCACCGCUUCUUCCUCCUCUUCUUCAUUACUUUCUUCACUUUAGCUUUCACUCUUGCUCUCUUCACCUCCGCCACCAUUUCUAACUCCAAUACCGCUUCGCUUUCAACCGCCUCCUCGUCCACCCUUCCUUCCUCCGUCACCACCGCGCUACUCCACUAUGCUUCCACCGCCACCGUCAACACCACGACUCACCACAUGUCGUCCUCCGAGCUCUCCCUCGUUGCUUCGACUCUUCACAACUGCCCCUCCUCGCCUUGCCGUUUUCUUGUGUUUGGUCUCACACACGAAUCCCUCCUAUGGCACUCCCUCAACAUCCACGGCCACACCAUUUUCCUCGACGAAAGCGAGUACUUGGUCUCAUCAUUUGAACGCAAUCACCCCGAAAUCGAAGCUUACGAUGUACAAUACACCACCAAAGUAAACCAAAUGUCAGAUUUAUUAUCCCAAGCCAAAUCCCACUUCGAAAACGAGUGCAAACCAGUCCAAAACCUCCUAUUUUCCGAUUGUAAACUAGCAAUCAACGACAUGCCAAACCAUAUUUACGAUUUAAGUUGGGAUAUAAUCUUAAUCGAUGGGCCACGUGGCUACUUCCCAGAUGCUCCAGGGAGGAUGGCUCCGAUAUUUACGGCGGGAGUGUUGGCAAGGAGCAAGAAGAUAGGUGGGAAAACGCAUGUUUUUGUGCAUGAUUUUGAGAGGGACGUGGAAAGUAUUUUCAGCGACGAAUUCUUGUGUGAAGAAAACUUGGUCGAAACUGUGUAUUCUUUAGGACAUUUUGUAGUGGAAAAAGAAGAAGCGAGCGAUAGUAAAAAGUCUGAGUUUUGUAAGAAUUCGACAUCAUCGUCGCCCUUGUCUGUUUCUUUAUCAUCAGGAGAGGAUGAUGAUUGAAGAGAUUUGAAUGGGGUUUGAUUCUACUUGCAAAUUGUAUCAUUUACAACUCUUUUUUUUUUUUUCUUUUUCAGUACAAAAGUGUAAUAUUUAUAUAGGUUUAAAAGUUUAAACCAUAGGAAGUGUAUCCAGAAAAAA
This is a messenger RNA of Durio zibethinus, 1230 nucleotides long. NCBI's taxonomy places the organism in Eukaryota, Viridiplantae, Streptophyta, Magnoliopsida, Malvales, Malvaceae. The record is from RefSeq and is a predicted model, not a curated record.